AUGUCGUACUUCUUCCCAACAUCCGAAUAUGCAGACGACCAACCGCUAGCGCGAACCAUUCUCGCAACUCACGUCCUCAGCCGGGGGUUUCAACUCGGCAGCGCAAUCGGCCUCCUAAACUGCGGCGCCGCAUACCUCGUCAAACGCCGCUCGAUCACCGCGCCCUUCUUUCUUCGCUCAGCGGGGACGGGGGGCAUGAUCGGGGCUGGAAUAGCGAGUCUUGGCCUCAUCGGCCGGAUGUGGGGACGGGAAGAGAUCGAGUGGAAGGAUCGCAGUUGGCGACUACGUUAUAACACCGGCCAGGUGGCGGUUGAUAACUGGGGGGAACCCGCGGCAGCGCUUGGAGUGCUGGUUGUUGCGUCGCGGGGUUUAGCUGGGCCUGCACCAGGAAGUUGGAGGGGAGUUGUUGGGGGUGCUGGUGUGGGAUCUUUGAUUGGGAUUGUUGGAUGUAUGUGUAUGGCGCGGCUGAGGCCGUCGCAGGAUGCGAAAAAAGGAAAUGGUGAAUUGUGA
Molecule: messenger RNA, 510 nt
Organism: Penicillium daleae
Lineage: Eukaryota; Fungi; Ascomycota; Eurotiomycetes; Eurotiales; Aspergillaceae
Exons: 1
Coding region: 1-510 (169 amino acids)
Source: RefSeq, a predicted model, not a curated record